GUUGUAACAUGUCACAGAUAAAUUAUCAUUUUCAACAAGUGCAAUAUGCUUCCACUAUUUACCUGGUCGCUUGAUAAAGUACUGGUUUAAAUAUGAUAGCCGGAUGAAUAAUGAUUUUGUUUGCGUACCCACUAAUGAAUUCAUUAUCGCCAAAGGUUAUACGCAUCUGAUGAAGCGCUUUUUUUACUCUCUGAUGUCCACAAGCGAAGUUACCCACGUGUUCAUUUUAUGUUUCGUCUAAUAACGCACAAGAAUAUUCAUGUUUUCGAAUUUUGACCAUGCUUUAACUGAUUGUGGUAUACCGAUAUUACGUACCGGUACGAGUGCAACAUAUUUUAUGCUGCUACUCAAUUGUCCAUAAUGCGAGGUUUUACUUGCGGACAUAAUUCGAUAUGUUUAUGGAUUUGCAUUAUUUUUAUCACAGUUUUGCAUUUAGAGGCUAGCACUGCUAAGUUGGUGCGGAAGAAAUCGGAAGAUGAUGACAGCACCGAAUUAUCCGAUGUGCAACCCCGCUUCAUUUCUAUAAUUCACCAUUUCGAUCACUUUCCCAAGCCGAAAGGGAUGACGACGACGACCGAGGAGCCGGAAGAGACAACAACUGAGGAAACAACCACCACCACUACCACAAAAAGGACAAAGAGGAAGAGAAAGAAAACAACUACGACAACUACAACCACUACCACAGAAGAACCAACCACCACCGAGGAGCCGACCACAACCACGACAACUCCGACUACGACCACUAGAACUACUACUAUACCGACGACGACACCCACAACUACCACCAAAAAGAGAACAAAAAAGCCCACCACCACAACUACCACUACUACUACCACUACACCGACCACGACGACAACCACCACGGAGCUGACAACGGAACAACGCAAUAUAGUGUACUGUGUGAUAGAACGGGCCUACUACUAUGACAGAUGUCCUGUGCAUGUCGCGCAAACAACCAGACGACCCAUGCAGAACCAAGCAGCGGCAGCCGCCGCCGCGGGCGGUGGAAGGGGCGCUGUAGGACCGGGUGGUCACGGGGUACCGGCGCGCGGUGCCGGGCAAGGUACCGGUGCAAGGGGAGGUGGACGGGGAGGCGGUGGCCGUGGACGGGGGUAAAGGUCACAUAUGAACUAUUGCUGUUAACAACGACAUCGUCGUGGCUAAUCCUGAACAUUAAUUUAUCUUUUUGUUAGUGUUGAUGAAUUUAUUGUUGAUGUUAAUCAAUAUUAAAUGGUAAUGCACAUGCGAUUUUACAAGCUUGUUUGUCGGCUAAUUUUUCUAUUUCAAAUAUGACGUGGAGUUGUGCGACUUUUGCGUCAGAAUCGCAACUUUGUAUGUCGGUUUGAAUAUUUACGAGCACAAUUUAUUGCUUUUGUGAUAUACGUUAUUUGCAUCGCCAACAACGAUGAUUUAUUGCUUUUGUUCUACUGCAAGCUACUUGAUGAGAUUAAUAGUAUAUCAUUACCGAGCGAUAUUAGACAGAUUUU
Messenger RNA from Paramacrobiotus metropolitanus, 1487 nucleotides. Its product is annotated as salivary glue protein Sgs-3-like. Bases 361 to 1116 code for a protein of 251 amino acids. The transcript is spliced from 3 exons. NCBI's taxonomy places the organism in Eukaryota, Metazoa, Tardigrada, Eutardigrada, Parachela, Macrobiotidae. The record is from RefSeq and is a predicted model, not a curated record.